Messenger RNA from Meyerozyma guilliermondii ATCC 6260, 1002 nucleotides. RefSeq lists its product as uncharacterized. The record is from RefSeq and is a predicted model, not a curated record. Bases 1 to 1002 code for a protein of 333 amino acids. NCBI's taxonomy places the organism in Eukaryota, Fungi, Ascomycota, Pichiomycetes, Serinales, Debaryomycetaceae. The transcript has a single exon.
AUGUCAGAUCCUAGAAGAGCCGAUCCGCGAAGAGGGGGCAACUACCCCGACUCAGGAGGAUACAGGCAGCCCCAGCGACCCGUGAAGGAAGAAACCGGUCCGCAAAUACACGAUGAGGCAGAUUUGGUGUCGUUUCGCAACGAUGCAUUGAAGCGAAUGUUAAUGAACCAAGAACAAUUAGAAAAUGUUACAACGAAAUACGUACACACGUCCAAGAUUAUACCGCCUGGUAUAUGGGCCACCAGCAACAAGGAGUCUGCUUCCAUGGAUGACGCGGAAAUGGAGAAAUAUUUGCAAGAACAGCUAGACAAGCCAUAUUUUGGAGACCUUAAAUUAAUGAAAAAGAAGGAAGAAUUGCUCCAGAAAGAAAUAGAAAAUCUUGGAGAAACACCCGUAAUAGGUAUGGAUGACCUGGAGUAUACAUUCCAACAGAGAGCGACUAAUAUUCUAGCACAGAAGUUUUCUCAAAUUACCGAUAAGGAGUCUUUCGAACAAUAUCAAAAGGAAACCGAAGAAAUCUUAAAGGACAUGAAGUCUACACACUCAAAAGAGUACAAGGUACAUGCUCCUUACACAAAGCGUUCAGUAUCGCCGCUGUCGCUUGGCAUUCAGGUAGAACGAGCUCCAGAUAGUUACAACCCCAAACUGGUUAAUUCGUUAAUUGGUCUUGGCAAUGACAAGAUGGAGCCAGACUAUAUGGAUGGCGGUGGCUUCGAGAGCAACGACACCCAUAAACAAACUUCAGGCUAUACUGAGCCACAGGGCCAAUUUUCAAUCGACAUACUUCAAGGCGAAAGGCAUGGCUCGAACGAUGACAAUGCCUCAGGCGUCAAUAAUACCGGCACCAUGAUGGAUGACAACAUCGACUCGAUGUUUGGUGGAGAUAAUGCUCAAUCAAUGCUUGACGACGAUAUGAACGACUUGAUAAAUUUUGACCAAGCCGAUGACGACGAUGCCAUGGGAAACAACGGGUUUGAUGGCGAGUUCCUCAAACUUGAGUAG